Owenia fusiformis is the source of this 1568-nucleotide messenger RNA. Lineage: Eukaryota; Metazoa; Annelida; Polychaeta; Sabellida; Oweniidae. The record is from the annotation of a GenBank genome assembly.
UGCAUGUAGAGAACACAUUGACAUCCGUUCACAUAAAUCGAUAUUCAUAAUCACACUCGAGCACUACUUGGCAAGAGGGCGGAGCUCGUGUACAUUGAAAGAUGGCGUCCAGUCAGAAAUCCCUGAAGAGUGCGUUGAACAAUUUUAACAAAGACAAAGUGGAAAUAAAGAAGGAUGAUAUGACAGCGGCUACCAUCGUUAUGGAAGAGCUUAAGAAGGAUAUCUUCAGAUAUCUCAAAGGCCUUGGUGUUCCGAUGAGGCCGUUCGAGCUCAUGGGUAGCGUUUAUGAGGGAUUAAAAGUAAUCUUUGCUAAUGAAUUUGACUUGCUGAUGCCACUCGAUCUUUCCGAUUGUGAAUGGGACCUUGAGAACUUUAAUGAGGUAGCUACGAAAGCAGGCUAUUGGCGGUUGAAGCUUGGGAGAAAUAAGCAUGCUGCCGAGGUUCCAGUAAGCAAGAAUGAAUGGUGCAAGAGUUUGAGCAAGUACCUUGAUAAUGGCUACUUAUCUGCUGUCAAGAUUCGAAGGGCUUUUCAAAGCUUUCUUCAAAAGUGGAGCGAUCAAUAUAAGAAAUCUGCCGCGCCCAAGUACGAGAUUAAUGUUCGUCAGGGUGGACCAGCGGUUACCCUAAAUGUGGUAUAUGGGUCGGAUAGAAGGGAGCUAUGUAUAGAUUUUGUACCAGCAAUUGAUCUAAGACCCAUCGGGAUGCCUACAAAUGCGCUCGUUGUUGCAAAACCCCCUCCGAAGGUUUUACGUGGUGCAGACGUGGAGUCCCUUUGGCUUCAGUCAUACUGUCGAGAAGAAAAGGAAAGGAUGAACAAAAUCGACCAAGCUGACAACGGGUGCAGGAAGAAAUGUGUAAAGAUUCUGAAAACGAUUCGUUUACACAACAGCCAGAUGGGUGUCCUCAGCUCCUACGUAUUCAAAUCCAUACUAUUGAAAGUGUGCAAAGAUCGCAAAGCAGAACAUUGGGGCAGUGAUAGCUUGGCAGAUAGAUUCAUAGAUCUGCUAAAGGAGCUGCACUCGUGUCUGAAAACAAAGAAUUUACCCAGUCAGUUCAACUCAAAGGUCAAUAUUUUGGCAAGUUUAGAGGAUCCAGCAAUUCGCAACAUUGAGACGUAUCUAGCCAAGGUUAUCCAUAAGGAGUCAUACGUCAAUGAUUUGUUAACAUGUUCGGGAACUUGUAAAUAUUGCAAAGGACCCUCUGCUAAGAAAUGAAUGUAAUACAGUAAAACUAUUAUCUAUAGACGAAUGAAAUUUGUCGGUGAUGGACAUGGACAUUACGUUUAUAUAGGACAGGGUGCGAUUUUCUUUUUCAAGAAAUGGAAAGAUGUAUCGAUUAUUACUUGAACUUUACACUUUGAGAAUGUCACAUAAAGCAUACCAGCGAUUAAGCAAGGCGUCGAAAUAUUUCUGACACUUCAAUUUGAUUAUACCUUUCGUUUGAUCCAGCAAUUCAAAAGACAGAGAAAUCAUUACUAAAAUUGAAUUUCUUUAAAUUUUUUUCAUCCAUUUUCACAUCCAUUAAAAACAUAUUGUCAGCGUAUACAGUUAUAAAAAAGUAAAUUGGAA